This is a messenger RNA of [Torrubiella] hemipterigena, 1615 nucleotides long. The record is from the annotation of a GenBank genome assembly. Lineage: Eukaryota; Fungi; Ascomycota; Sordariomycetes; Hypocreales; Clavicipitaceae.
AUGACUUUACUUUCGCUCAAAGAAGAUCGACCAACACCAAAGGCCGUGUACAACUGGCGCGUAUACGCCUGCGCUGCCGCGGCCUCGUUUGCAUCAUGCAUGAUUGGCUACGACUCAGCUUUCAUCGGCACGACACUAGCCCUGCCGUCAUUUGUGGAAGAGUUUCGCUUUAAUGAGUACUCUCCUGCGUCUCUCGCUGUCAUGAAGCAGAACAUUGUGUCUGUGUACCAAGCGGGUGCCUUUUUCGGGAGUUUGGGCGCAUUUGUGUCGAGCUACUUUUGGGGCCGGCGCAUUUCCCUGUUGCUGUUUACCUGUGUCUUCAUGGUCGGUGCAGGGAUGAUGCUGGGUGCCAAUGGCGACCGCGGCCUUGGGCUCAUUUUGGCUGGUCGAGUUCUGGCUGGUAUUGGAGUCGGCGGAUGCUCCAACAUGACGCCGAUUUACAUUUCUGAGCUGUCGCCUCCAGCAGUACGUGGUAGACUUGUGGGCAUCUACGAGUUGGGUUGGCAAAUUGGUGGCCUUGUUGGAUUCUGGAUCAACUACGGCGUCAACUCGACUAUGGCGCCAAGCUACUCGCAAUGGCUCAUCCCAUUUGCUGUACAAUUGAUCCCCGCUGGGCUGCUGCUUGUUGGCGCCAUGUUUAUCCCCGAAUCUCCGCGAUGGCUCUUCCUCAAGGGGCGCCGUGAGAAGGCUAUUGAAGUUUUAUGCUGGAUGAGAAAUCUGGGACCAGAGCAUGUGUAUAUCCAACAAGAAGUUGCCUCGAUCGAGGACGAGCUUCAGCGUCACGCCGACCAGGUUGGUAACGGGUUCUGGAAGCCGUUCCGCCUGCUAAAGGAACGAAGAGUACAGUGGAAGUUUGUCAUUAGCAUUCUUCUGUUCGUCUUUCAAAACGGCUCUGGCAUUAAUGCCAUCAACUACUACAGCCCGACUGUCUUUCGCAGCUUAGGCAUCACCGGCACGAACACGGGUUUCUUGACGACUGGCAUCUUUGGCGUCGUCAAGACAGUCGUCACCUUCAUCUGGCUGCUUGUUCUCAUCGACCACAUGGGCCGCCGCACGCUUCUACUUGUUGGCGGCCUCGGUGGCUCAGUCUGCAUGUGGUUCAUUGGCGCAUACAUAAAAAUCGCCGAUACCAAGACUACCAGUGCAAAUAUCUCGGCGGGAGCCUCUGGAACGCCUUCGGCUGGAGGCAUCGCCGCUAUCGUCUUCUUUUACCUGUGGACUGUCUUCUACACGCCGUCAUGGAACGGCACACCAUGGGUACUCUGCUCUGAAAUCUUUGAUCAGAAUAUUCGAUCGCUGGGCCAGGCGAACGCCGCUGCUAACAACUGGCUGUGGAAUUUCCUGAUUGCGCGAUUCACUGAGCAAAUGUUUAAUGCGUGGGGCUACGGCGUAUACUUUUUCUUUGCAUCGCUGAUGCUUAUUUCCUGCGUCUUUGUGUGGUUUUGCAUUCCGGAAACCAAAGGCAUUCCUCUUGAGUCCAUGGAUAGGCUGUUUGACAUUAAACCGGUUCGUCUGGCGCACAGCAAGUGCCAGAAUUGGGAUGAUGUGUCGCUGGAUACAAAAGAGACUAACAGCACUGUUUAGAAAGUAGAUCGACGGAUAUUUAAAUAGCAAU